Molecule: messenger RNA, 1753 nt
Organism: Fragaria vesca subsp. vesca
Lineage: Eukaryota; Viridiplantae; Streptophyta; Magnoliopsida; Rosales; Rosaceae
Exons: 3
Coding region: 122-1666 (514 amino acids)
Cellular component (GO): nucleus
Molecular function (GO): DNA binding
Source: RefSeq, a predicted model, not a curated record
GUAAAGUUUGAUUCUUGUGGGUUUUGUUUACUCAUGAUGAUUCUCCAAUGGUAAAGGUAUUGGCUUGGAUUGAACUUGGGUUUGGUUGAAAUCUGUUAAAGUUUAGUUCUUUCUCCAUUUGAUGGAGUCUUGGCGCUGUUCUUCUGAAGGGAAGAGUUUUGCACCUGAUGAAACAGUUUCUCAUACUGAUUCACUUGCUAGAAAUAGAAGUGCUUUGAUGGGUUGUGAUUUGAAAAUCCCAUGUACUUUUGAAAGUCAAGGUUUUGGGGAAUUGGGUUUGCCAGAAAUGUUGGGCAAACAUCUACCAAGAAGUACAACAAGUAUGGGUUCCCCAAAUCCAUUUUUUAGGGAAGAUGAAUCCUCUUCAAAGCUUUCAAGCUCUGCUGUUGAAUCCAACAGCAGGGAUUAUUCACUCUUUGAUUUGAAACUAGAUGCUUAUACUUCUAAGUCAACGAAAGGAGCUUCCCUUUUUUCUUCAUCCGAGUCAUCUACACCUAUGAAGAGAAUGAGGGUAUCAGGGGUGUACUCCCAGACUGCUUAUUGCCAGGUUCAUGGCUGCAACAAGGACCUCAGCUCCUCUAAGGACUACCACAAGAGGCAUAAAGUUUGUGAGGCUCACUCGAAGACCGCCAAAGUUAUUGUCAAAGGCAUAGAACAGAGGUUUUGUCAGCAAUGUAGUAGGUUCCAUUUGCUGGCUGAAUUUGAUGAUGGUAAGCGCAGCUGUCGUAAACGCCUUGCCGGACACAAUGAGCGCCGGAGAAAGCCUCAAGUUAAUAUUCAUUCUGGAAGAGAUGGGAGGUUGCUUCAGCCAUAUAACGGCAGCAGUUUUCCAGGGACUAUGUUCACAGCUGCGUCUUUCGUCUGCCAAGAUAUACUCCCUAGUAGCAUUUUGGAUGCUGAGAAUUACAGAACAAGUGACUGGCGCAGGCGUGUAAAAGUGGAAGGUGGCACUCAGCAUAGGCCUUUGUCAGGGGUGCCUGAAACAAAUGGGCAACUGCAUUUGAAACCAGUCUUUUCUUAUGAUAUUGGAAAACAUUGUCCACCAGCUCAUGUAGAUGACACCAAUAAUCUUCCUAGUGGAAGCAUACUCAGUGAGACUGGUAGUCAGUAUCCACAUGAUACGAGAAGCUUAAAUUCUGGUUCACGUUCUAUUUAUAAUGAGGGUGCAUUAGGAAGUGAAGGCUUCAAUGAUUUCCACACAACAGCAACAACCGUGCAACAAUUAUCGCGCAUUCCAGAGUCCGGUUGUGCUCACUCUUUUCUGUCAUCUCAAUCACAGAACUCUACAAGCUAUGCUUCGGGAAUUCCUAUUGCUCACCCCUCAGUAAUGCCAGUCAGCCAAACACAUUACAACCCCAGCCAAGUUUCUGAUAAACUUUGUUCUCAGGGUUCCACAAGUGGGGUGUCAAAUAAAUUUCCUUCUUCGGGGGGUCCCAUGACGAUAUCUAAUGGAAGAGAUGCUAAUGAUUUUGGAACAAAUGGGAUUUUCCAAGGAUCACAGUUUUUGAACACCAAAUAUCGUCUAUCAUGUGAUGGUGGGACUACUGUUGACUUGCUUCAACUUUCCUCAGAGCUUCAACGAGUUGAUGAUCAACGGCAUUCCCUGCAGGUGAAGCAGGAAUAUGACGCUUUCUGCUGCCUCCAAAGUCCGAAUCAUGUAAAGUGAUCUGCAAAUAAGGUAAUUGGAUUAGUAAAUUUGAUUUUACUGUGAUGACUCGAGCACUAUCCUCAGUAUUUGCUUUUACUUUGAAGU